This is a messenger RNA of Mobula hypostoma (lesser devil ray), 10227 nucleotides long. RefSeq names its product TCDD-inducible poly(ADP-ribose) polymerase (gene tiparp). The record is from RefSeq and is a predicted model, not a curated record. Gene Ontology annotation, cellular component: nucleus. Bases 217 to 2193 code for a protein of 658 amino acids. NCBI's taxonomy places the organism in Eukaryota, Metazoa, Chordata, Chondrichthyes, Myliobatiformes, Myliobatidae. Gene Ontology annotation, molecular function: NAD+-protein mono-ADP-ribosyltransferase activity; NAD+ poly-ADP-ribosyltransferase activity; zinc ion binding. The transcript is spliced from 6 exons.
GAUCUCUUCUUCCCUGCACUGCGUUCUGACUCCAACCCGAACCGGGCUGCCUUCAUAGCCGCCCGAUGAGAGCGAGGCCCCUCACUCCGAGCACCCCUGUCCUCUCCAAGGCCCAAGCCAUCGACAUCGUGUGUCGCUGACCGACUGCAGCUCCGAAGGGCAGGAGCUCGAGACUAAACCCGUCCAAAAGGUCGGCGAGUUAUCCCGGGUGCCAGCAUGGAAAAGAGUUUGGCCGGCUCGGCAAGGGGUGCGAGCAGGGCGGCGGUGCUGCACUGCUCCAGGCCUCCAGCCUUUGCACCAGAGCCGGCUCCCACCAACAAAGUGCCGCUUCUCAACCUCAAGAAGAAACAUGCCCAGAGGCAGUUGGAGGCGAGGAACCUCAGAGCUCUAGGAUUGAUCCUCACCAGUUUGCUGCGAUCGGACAAAUUAAGCGACGGGGUUUUUCUUUCCCGGAGCUGUGAAGAAAAUCGGACCAGUUUAUUUGAACCUUUGAAAAAUGACUCAGAGACUCAGGCAUGCUCUAAUUCUGCAAAUAGUGUUUCCACACGAAUUCCGUCAGCAGGGAGCAUUGAGCAGAUGCGGCAACCGCCAGUGGUGCAGCACGGUGCCCAAGAGCCUGGGGGCCCCGCCGAUCACUCCUUCGCCACCGAGGCAUCUGCAAUGAUCUCCACUGCUGCAAACUUGCCAUUCCAGAUCUCGGCACAUUCCACUCAAGAUGUUGUCACCACAGAGUGCUUCGACAUUACGGGCCAGCCUCACGUCAAUAACUUGUAUCCCGAUUUGCCUAACCAGGUUAAGGCCGAAAAAGAUUUUAAAACUGGCAUAUUUCAGGAUAAGAGCGAGGAGGCGUCAAUCGACCUAGUCUUUGAUCUUUUGACCCAGUUACAGUAUCACACUCAUCAGGACGAUGGAAUAGAAAUAUGUGAAGAAUUUUUGCAGGGAAUUUGUGCUUAUGGAAAUGACUGUCCAAAACAUCACACCGUGCUGCCUUAUCAAUGGCAGCUGAAAAAUAUUAUAACUCAGGCAUGGCAGGCGGUGCCAGACGAGGCACAGGAACAUUUGGAAAGGCUCUACUGCAAUCCUGACAAUGACCAAGUUAAGCUCCAAUAUCAGGGGCGUGUCUUCUCACUGGACCUUAACUUAAUGACAGUCUAUGAUGUAGAAUUUAACCACGUGAGGAGACUGUCUACUGCCUCUGUAGCACGUUCUGGCUCACAAUUUCACACUGUUUGGAAAUACUAUUGCAGAGAACACUUUGGCUGGAGAGAAUAUUCUGAGGCAGUUGUUCGAUGCAUUGAGGAAGCCUCAUCUCGAGGCAUGAGUGAGAUUUGUUUCGUAAUGCAGCAAAAUCGGUACAUCCUGAAUUUAAUGGAGGGCUUUCAGCAAAAUGCUGUCUUUGGCACUCGGCGACGAAUCACCCGCCGACCCUUAUUUCGCUCCCCUGUCUUGCUGAUACCCUGUUUACAAACUUUAGGUGGCACAACAGGCACUCUUGCAAAGUUACCAGAAGGAUCCAUUUCUCCGCAUAUUGACUUCCCUGCUGUGACUCCCUUUUCAAAAGUCUAUCCUGAAACUUGGAUUUCAAUGGAACUAUUAGAGGAUUUCAUUCAAGUGCCGGUUUCUAUAGAAGACAAAAGCUACAGGACUGUGUAUAAUCUUUUCCACAAAACGAUACCUGAAACUAAAUUUAAGAUUUUGAAUAUACUAAGAGUACAAAAUCCAUAUCUUUGGGAGAAGUAUAAAAGGAAAAAGGAGUACAUGUCACGAAAGAUGUCUGAAAUGGAUAAGAUCCUAAAUGAAAGACAUUUAUUCCAUGGGACCUCCCAGGAUGCAGUGGAUGCAAUCUGUAAACACAACUUUGAUCCCAGAGUGUGUGGAAAACAUGCCACUAUGUUUGGACAAGGCAGUUAUUUUGCAAGAAAGGCAAGCUAUUCUCACAACUUUUCAAAGAAAUCUCCAGAAGGUGUUCAUUUUAUGUUCUUAGCAAAAGUUCUUAUUGGGAAGUACACGUUGGGCAAACCUACAAUGCGGAGACCACCACCACAAUCUCCUGCUGACCCUUCCAGUGAUUUGUAUGAUUCCUGUGUGGAUAACUAUCUAGAACCUCAGAUUUUUGUAAUCUUUAAUGAUGAUCAGAGCUUUCCUUACUUCAUUAUUCAAUAUGAGGAAGUUGGAAGUACAGUAAGUCUUUGAUGAAUAAAGACUGGAGAUGCCACAGUGAACUGAACUUAUGUACACACUAUAGACUUGUAUGUGAAAACUGAAUUUACUGAUGACCUAAAUGACUCACUAAAUUGCCAGCUACUGUGAGACUUCUGCAUUAGCAGUACCCUGACAAGUGUAAAUAACUAAACUUUGCCUUGAACAUUGUUCAACUGUUUUAUGUGCCUCUUUGUGAAUGUGUAUUUAUAUAGAAAAAAAGUUGCUCAUUUUUAAUUCUGAAGUAUUUGAGAAAAAUGUAUACUUGACCCGAGUACAGUAGUUUAUUUUUUAAUUAUCAGAAGCUAAAGUGUGAAAAUUAAAUGUUGACCAUUUUUUUAAACCAAAGUUUUUAUGUUGAGAUAUUGAUGGUGAUUUCAGUAAAAUGUAGCAACUGCCAGAGGUACAGAGGAAAAGGCAAUGCAUUAUGCUUACCUUACUUGCAAGAGAUAAGAUCUGCCACAACAUUCAUGUCAUCUGCCACAGGAAAGGAAGCCCUUACCGUGAGAAAGGCCCAGUUGAUACUUUCUCAGAGCUGUGAAUUGUGAAGUUUGGUUCUUUGGUCCUUUGGUCCAGUUUCUUCUCCUCCUCUUCUCCCCCCCCCCCGCCCCCACCAAAGAAACCAACAUAUAGCAGAUGGGGACGCUUUACUAAUGGCUAAAAAUGGAAGUGUAGACAUUGAUUGUAUUCUGCUUCAUUUAGCAAUCAAAGAAAAGAAAGUUUUAAACUGAACAGUCCCUUAUUGAAUUAAUACCAAAAUUGUUUUAUAAUCCUAACCUUAAAAUUUUCUUUGGCUGUACAUAGUAAUAGAAUAAUGGUGUAGUUGUUCAAACCACAACAUUAAGCUGCAAUGUCAAUGUGGGUCUGUUGGGUUUGAUUGUAAAAUGAAUGGCAAGAACCUGAGUGUAAGACUCAUUUGGCCCAACACUGAGAACCUGACUGUCCUUACUAGUAUCCAUGUUACGUAAUUAACCUGAUCUGAAGGAAAGUCUGUUACAGUAAUUGAAACAGGCCUGUCGGUCGGUCUCAAAUGUCAUUGGAUUGCAUUAUGGAAGUAACUGUAAACACAAGCAAAUCACAUCUUUCUAGUUAACUUAUUCAAGACACUGGCCUCUGGGAGUGGUGCACUUCCAAGCAUAAAUGCCAAGCUAUUAGCAGACAAAUCUUGAAGGAAUUUGCUUGUUUCCAAUUAUUUUGUCUCAUGGAUUAUUUCACUUUGAAACAAUGCUGAAUUUUGGAAGUUACAGUGCCAUUGAGUAGCUGCUGCUUUUAAUAUAAUAAAACAAAUUGUGAUCUGGCUAGACAUGCCAGCACCAUUUAUGUGCACUGUCCUAGAAUCAUUUGACUGAAGCUUUGAACCAGAGCUGAUUAGGAAGCUUGAGCUAAAGGAACUGUUAGGAGAUGGAGAUCAUAGUAAGAUAGAAUUCUCCCUGCAGUUUGAGAAGGAGAAACUAAAAACAAAUGUAAAGGUAACUACAGAAGUAUUAGAGAACAGCUGCCCAAAGUUGACUGGAAAGAGACUGAUGUAAGAACAGCAGUGGAUGAAGUUGCUGGGAGCAAUUCAGAAGGUGCGAGAUAGAUUCAUCACAAAGUAGUAUCCUAAAGUAAGGAUGAGGCAACUGGCUCAUAUGGGAAGUCAAAGACAGUGUAAAAGCAAAAGGGACAGCACAAUAUAGCAAAGUGAUUGGGAGGCUUGUAAAUGCCAGCUGAAGGCAACUUUUAUUUUCAAAAACACAUACUCAAUAAGGAGAGAAAAGAUGAACUAUGUAGGUAAGCUAACCAAUGUUUAUUUUCAGGUAUAGAGUAAAAGAGGCAAGAGUGGACAUCUGACUACUGGAAGUGACAUUAGGGAGGUAGUAAUGGGGGAUAAAGAAAUGGCUGGCAAAAUGAAGUAUUUCAUGUUUCUCUUCCCUAUAGAAAAUUUCAGCAGUGUCCCACAAAAUCUAGAGUGUCGGAGAGCAAAAGGUGUUAACUUUCCAUUGAAGCAUAGAGAGGAGAAUGAGCAGAAGCCAUGCCAAGUAGGGCAAAUGACAAAUAGAAAUAGUUGGUUGUAUGCAUUCAGUCUUCUGGGAGAAGUUCUCCUAUGUGACACUACUACAGCGCGGGGUGUUGUCUGUAAAGGGUCUCUGUAUGUGAAAUGCAUAGGUUUUCUCUGGGUCCUCCAAUUUCCUCCCCCCAGCCCAAAGAUGUAACGGGUAGGUUAAUUGGUCAUUGGAAAUUGUCCCAUGAUUAGGUUAAGGUUAAACUGAGGUUGUUGGGGUUUGCCGGAUGGUGUGGCUCAAAGGGUUGGAAGGGCCUCUUCUGUGCUGUAUCUUAAAAUAAAAUAUAACUCUGCACCUACUGCAGGUGUGACUACAAACUCAGGAGUAGGAUGGGUUUUACCAAACUAACUGGUUCUAAUAGUAGUUAGUUAGGAGUAUACAACCUAUCCUGCUCUGAUUUGCCGUCGUGCAUUCUGAGGUGCAGAUUUCCAGGAGAAUAUCCUUGUAAGGUCAUCCUUGUAUUUCCCAGAGAAAAUCUGUACAACAAACGAUUGACAAGAUUGCCAUGACAACAAACAUCUGUGGGUUUGGUUCCUUCACAAUAGUAUUGGAGGAUUUUUUACACGGCACAAUCUGGCACUGUUAUAUCAAUUUGGUCACUGACACUACAUUCCACCUUGUCAGGAACCAGCAGGGGAACUUUGCUAGGGUGCUAACCACUCAGUUGUGUAUGGUGCUAUUGAUGACAGUCUAUUUCCAUCAAGUGUGUAAUCAUAGCCAUGCAGGUUCAAUGCCUGUCAGGAAUCAGACUGCCUUUAUUCUGUGCUGUCCAUUGUCUCAGCUGCAAUUAAGUAACCAUGAUAAAUCAAAGGAGAACACCUGGGAAAUGUUAGCUUUCAGAGGGUGAAAGCUGUGGGACACUAAGCAGGCUAUUAACAUACUGAAAAUGCAGUUUUAUUAUCUGGACUAUUCACCGGGAAUUCUCCAAGACUGGAUGUCAAGAUUCAUGGUGACUUUUCAACAGAAAAGACUUCGCUGUUCCACAAGACAUUAGGAUAACUGCAAAAGUGAUGCUGCAGUGUGAUGUUUGUAAGCAGUAUGGUAUGAUUUAACCAAUAAGGUGAUACGCUAUCAUUAUGAGGGGCCAACAAGGGACUUGGUUUAUUGUUAUUGCUUUGUAACUUGGUAUGUUCUGUCAUGCAUUCUGGCCACACUGUGUUGGCAUCAGAAUGUGUGGCGACACUGAUAGGCUGCCCCCAGCACAUCCUUGUUAAUGCAAACAACACAUUUCACUGUAUGUUUUGAUGUACAUGUGAUAAAUAAAUCUGAAGCUAAACAAAAAACAUGAUGAUGAGGAGGAAGGUGGAAGAAGUGAGGAAGCAGCCCAAGUUGCCAAAAUUGAUUUAAAAAUUCAUACAACCAUAAUGGCAAUUUCAAUUUGAAUCGCUUCCAAUUUGCCAUCUCUGUCACUGACAUCUAUUUGACCAUAUUUUGAAGUUAGGUACUAUCAAUGCUAUCACUAAAAAAAAAAGUUCCAAAUUCAAGUCCUGAUGAAGGAUCUCAGCCCAAAAUGUCAACUAUUAUUUCCUCUCCAUAGAUUCUGCCUGACCUCCUCCAACAUUUUGUAUGUGUUGCACUGGAUUUCCAACAUCUGCAGAAUUUCGUGUGUUCCAAAUGAAAUAUUAUACAUUUUAAUGCCAUACAGAAGCAAACAUCUCUACUCUCCCCAUUCCAUUACCUUUACAGUUAUUCUACAGUCUUUAGACAGUGCUUAUUAAGUGGCAGCGUGGCUGGUGCAGUGUUUCUAUCUUGCAGGGCAGGGAGUGCCAAUGGUGACCGAGGACAAUACAAGGUCUAGGGCUUAAAGGGAUAGCUGUGGAUGACAUUCGGUGGUUAUUGUAACAGCAAUCUGGGCUGACGGGCAGGCAACAGUAAGAGAAUUUGGAAUGAUGGAUGAGAGGGCAAUGAGUUCAAAUACCCUGCCUGAGCAGCUAUCCCUCAAUCAGUGGAGAACAGGUUUCUGGGGUAUUAAAUGAUCCUCCAGGUCCCUUCACACAUUAUCAUCCAUAGCCAUUAUGGAGUCCAAGCUACAGUUGCAACUCCCAGAUCUUAACAGGCCCCUGCUUUUGAUGGAAUGGAAUUUGGACCUUGGGUCGUUUUGGUGGGACCAGCUGAGUGCAAAGUCUGUUGUCCACCAUUUCUGUUGGGUACCUUGUAAUCUGCGAAGUCCUGCUCCAAAUUGGAGGCCUAAUACUUCCAUACUCCUUGAUAUUAGACCCUGCCUUUCCAAUUCAGCAAGUAUUUUGUUGUUCUUCUGUAGUCUUCUUCUGGAACUUUCAUGUGUGUCACAGGAGUGCUCAUGUGUAAUCUCAACACCUCGCAAGUUGGUAUUGGCAUCGUCCUGGCUGCAAGCCAUGUGUGCCAAAUGAUUACCACAUGGAAAGUCAAUUUCUGCUCUAUCCAGAUGGUCUAACUUGAGCUGGUGGCUCUUGAGUGUGUGAAGAUGUGACAUCAGUGUCUUGUUCUUCCAUGGCCUAACAGAGUUGCCAUUUUGAGUAAAUAAGGCACAAGGGUUGAGUCAUGGUACAAAUGUGCAGAAUCAGAGGAGAAUAUUCAGAGAGUCAUUCAACAUGGAAGCAGCUUCUUUGGCCCAACUUAUCCAUCCAAGCAAAGAUGACUAUUUACAUUAAUCCCAUGUGUCCAUAUUGCUCUAAACCUAUCCUUUCUACAUUACAUGCCCUAUUGUCCUUUAAAUGUGGUAAUUGUACCUGUCUCUACCACCUCUUCUGGCAGCUUGUUCAAUAAACUCAUCAUCCUCUGGAUGAAAAACUUGUCCCUCAGAUUCCCUCUAAAUUUUUCCCCUCUCACCUUAAAUGUAUGCAUUCUAGUUAUAGAUUUCUUUACCCUGGGAAAGAGAUUAUACCUAUAUACCCUAUCUAUUUCCCGCAUAAUUUUAUAAAUCUCUAUAACGUCACCUCACAGCCUCCCUCUGGGGAAAACCAUCUCGGUCAUUCCAAUUGGUAGAUCCAUAGUCACGCAGCACAGAAACAGGCCCUUUGGCCGACGUGAAGCUACAAUUUGCAGUGUGCAAUGAGAAGAAGGAAGGAUUGGGGAGAGAGAUUACAGUAACUACCAUGGUUUCAGCCAUAGCUGUUCCAACAGUGGCUAUUUCUGUCUCCUCCACUGGCACCAAUUAGCUGCUUUUUCCUCCCUCCUGUCAUGUGGGAUGGAAGUGUGUGUGUAUUGUGUAGUUUGUAUGAUGUGGUGUCACAAUUGAAUAACCAGUAUUAUACGCUCCCUGAGAAUGGUGGCUUCUUAUUAUUGCUAAGUGCUUGAGGAUAUGGUGCAGCAUUUAGAAUUAGGGAGCAGACCUGUUUGAUAGAAAUUGUUGAUACAUCUGAAGCUAAUAAUGCAGUCAGAAGGGUGGCAUUUGAAGAUAUGGUAAGUGAUUAGACUACCUGCGCAGAGUUAUUAUUUGUAAAUGUCUUUCUAACUGUAUCUAGUUUGUCAGGACUGACCCCAGGUACCAACAAGUGAAUCUGCACAGAACCUACUUUCUCCCACAUAGGCCCAUUCUUCCCUGUGCAGAUUUGCUUGCAGAAUGAUUUCCAACACCUCCUGUUGCCUCCUCUUUUAAUCAAUGUAAGCUAAUGGUAAUUGUCACUCAUUAAUGAUAUUCACUCAACCAAUGGGGCAAGGAAGUCUGGAUGAAUUCUGAAAUCGUAUUCACAAUAGAUAAUGAAGUUAAUUUUCAGUGUGCCGUCUAGUCAAAAGGUGCACGCUUACUGUAAUACCCAUGCUUGUUUGGCAGAUUUUAAAUUUAAUCAUUUUGAUUUCUCUCAUACUGUAGAUAUAUUGUCAUUAUUGUUGUUAUCCUGUAGGGUCAAAAUAUUAGUGUCAUCAAUAAAAUAAUACAGAAUUACAUUAUCAAAGAAUAUAAUUAUUAUUACUAUGGAUUGCAGUUCUAAAAUGCAUGCAAUAAUAAGCAGAUAUAGAAAUCCAUAGAUAAGAUCAAAUGGAAAGUAUAUAUAUCAAUGGGAUUGAAAAUUUAGUUUGAUUUGAAUUAACAUCCCUGAUAACUAUAUCCUGUACUUGGUGGAAUAUUCAAAAUUGAGCCUGAAACUGGAGAUAAAUCUGUGCAUGUUAUAUUCCUAGCUCUAGUUUCAGUCUGAAUCAAUUUUAUGAAUUAGUCAGCAGGUAGACCUAUGUAUUUAAUUUACAGACUAUCAGAGACACUGAAAGAAUAAGGCAGAAAGUUUCGAGAGAAGCCUGUUUUAAGCAGAGAUAUUAUGACAGAAUUUUUCACUCAUUUUCCUAUGUGAAACUGGAGCACUUUGUUCUUUGUAAUAGUCCUAUGAUAUUUCAGGUAUUUAACACUGUGUCUUUAAUAGUCCCAAGCUUGGGUGACACAGUAGGGUAAAAAGUCAUUUGAAAAAUUACAGGCUUUUGGACCUAUGGCAUAAUGCCUCAAGCAUGACAAAAUAUAAUAUCAGAUAAUAAAAUAAUUGAGAAAAUCUAAGAGCUACAGGUGCUGGAACUCUGAAUUGAAAAUAAAACAAAAUGCUGGAAACACUCAGCAAGUCAUGUGGCGAAAGAGUUAAGGUUUCAGGUCAAUAAUCUCAUCAGAAAUAGUUUACCAUGGAAAUCUACCAUCAACGUGUAGUGUCAUAACAGCUUGCUUAAUGAAUACAUUUGUCUGUAACAAAUGUUUAACACAUUUUCUAGAAGCAUGAAAAUAGAUCACUAUUUUUAUGAAGAGGACACAAAUAACCUUGAGGGAGAAAGAUUAGGAGAAGUAAAUGAGCAAGAAGCUGGCAGAUGGAGUAAAAAGUGGGAGAAUGUGAAGUGAAAAACUUUGUAUGGAAGAGUGAAAAGCAAGUGGUUUUCUAAAUGGAGUAAAGUUACAAAAUAAAGAAGUACCUGGGGAACUGGGGGUCAUCGUACAUGACACACAAAAAGAUAUUGCGAGGAAUUAAGUAUGUUAAUCAAAUGUUGGUUUUUACUGCAAGGGUUUAAGGGUGUAGAGUACAAAAGUAGAGAAAUAGUGCUGCCCAACAUUACGUGGUUACCUUAAGCACUAAGUAUUGUUUGAUCCUCCAUACUUAAAGAAUGGGUUAGAGUUGGAGGGGGAGGAGAGAGGUUCAUUUAAUUGAUUCUUCAGUUAAGGGGUACACGUGAAGAAAUGUUGGGCAGUUUAGCUCUAUAUACAUUGUAUGGAAGAAAAGAGGUGAUCUUAUUGAAUAUAAGGAAAAUUGGUAGGAGGAAUGGUAUUUCCCCUAGUGGUAUUAUCUAGAACUAGGUAUUGGUAACAUCUAGAACAUAGAACAGUACAGCACAGGAGAAGGCCCUUCGGCCCAUGAUGUUUUGCCAAACAAAUUUAGAAAUUAAAUGCCUAACUACACAAAUCACUUCUGUCUACACAAUGUUCCUAUCUGUCCAUUCUCUGCAUCUUCAUGUGCCUAUGUAAGAGCCUCUUGAAAGCCCCUAUUGUAUUUGCUUCCAUCAUUGCCCAUGCAGGGCAUUCCAGGCACCCACAAUGCUGUUUAAAAAAAAAGUUGUCCUGCACAGCCGCUUUGAACUUGCUCCCUCUCAGUUGAAACACAUGAUGUCCAGUAUGCGACAUAUCAACCAUGGGAAAAAAGAUAUUGGCUGUCUACUCUAUCAACGCCUCUCCUAAUCUUAUAAACCUCUAUUAGAUCUCCCCUGAGCCUUUGCUGCUCCAGGAAAAAAAUCAACCCAAGUUUGUCCAACCUCCUUUUAGCAAACCCAGGUAGCAACAUGGUAAGCCUCUUCUGAAACAUCUCAAAAGCGUCCACAUCCUUCCUAUAAUGUGACCAAAACUGAAUAUAAUACUUCAGUUGCAAUCUAACUGGAGUUUUAUAAACAUAAAUUCCAACUCUUGAACUGGAUACCCUGACUAAUAAAGCCAAGGACUGUAUACCAUUAGGUUCUUUAUUACUCUAUCAACCUGUGCAGCCAUGCAUUUGUUUAAUUAUGAGUAGUGUUGGAGUGAACAUGAUUAAAUGAAAAGACUUAUAAGAAGUGU